ACGCUGCCAACCCGGAAGGCCGCCAAUGAGGUCCACGAGUGCUCAAUUUGCCUCUGCCCGGCGGUCGAGGGCGAAGAGUUAACGACGAUGCCGUGCCAGCACGAGUUCCACACAACCUGUAUAAACGAAUGGCUGGUCCGUACGGCAGACGGCACCCCUGCCUCGUGUCCACUGUGCAAG
Molecule: messenger RNA, 180 nt
Organism: Emiliania huxleyi CCMP1516
Lineage: Eukaryota; Haptophyta; Isochrysidales; Noelaerhabdaceae
Exons: 1
Source: RefSeq, a predicted model, not a curated record